Zalophus californianus (California sea lion) is the source of this 747-nucleotide messenger RNA. RefSeq names its product NADH dehydrogenase [ubiquinone] 1 alpha subcomplex subunit 5-like. Gene Ontology annotation, biological process: respiratory electron transport chain. Lineage: Eukaryota; Metazoa; Chordata; Mammalia; Carnivora; Otariidae. Bases 22 to 372 code for a protein of 116 amino acids. The transcript has a single exon. The record is from RefSeq and is a predicted model, not a curated record.
CCCCGUCCUGUCGGGGCCGUCAUGGCGGGUUUGCUGAAGAAGACUACCGGCCUUGUGGGAUUGGCUGUAUGUGAAAGUCCACACGAGAGGCUAAGAAUAUUGUGCACAAAGAUUCUUGAUGUUCUUGAGCAAAUUCCUAAAAACGCAGCAUAUAGAAAGUAUACAGAACAGAUUACAAAUGAGAAGCUGAGUAUGGUUAAAGUGGAACCAGAUGUUAAGAAAUUAGAAGACCAACUUCAGGGUGGUCAACUAGAAGAGGUGAUUCUUCAGGCUGAAAAUGAACUAAGUCUGGCCAGAAAAAUGUUACAGUGGAAACCAUGGGAGCCUUUAGUGGAAGAGCCUCCUGCCAAGCAGUGGAAGUGGCCAAUAUAAUCAUCAUUGAAUGACUAGUGUGUUCAUGGGAAAUGGAUGUAAUUAAAUGUUCUGUUAUAUUAAAAAUGUUUCUAUAUUAUUGACAUAAUCAAGAAAACUAAUACAGAGCAUAUUUAGGACACUUCUUAAAAUUGAUACUAUGGUAAUAGGGACUUGUGAAUCCAUUUUUGAUAUGUAAAGCAUUCAUUUAAGCUAUCUUAAAGAUUUUGUUGGAGUUUUUUUGUUGUUUGUUGUUUGUUUUUUACAGAGAGGUUGUGGAAAGAUUUGAAAGUUAAUUGGAAAAAUUCCUAUAGAUUUUCAAUGCAGAAGCCAUAACCAAAAUGUUAAGUAUUUAUAGUGGCAUCUUCAACACAUCAUUUAAUGAUUUUUAUCUUG